AUGGCGGAUUAUGCAAAACGUCAAUCGCCGCGAUUCUUCUUCUCUAAACGCAGAUUUCGCGUUUUCUCGCUAUCCAAUAACACAUUCUUCGUGCGUCCUCUUCGCAGGGUCUUUGUUCUUCCUGACAUUACGGCUCUGGUCGUGUCCCCUGCUUUUCCUCUUUCCAUGUCUGAAAUGGAAGAAGAAAGUUCGAUUUCGCUUCGUCAGCUUAUGGCUAAUGAAGGACUUGUUCCGUCUCUCGAAGAUGAAGAGAAACGAAGAGUUGUGAUUAGUAAGCUACAAAAGAUUGUAGUGAAAUGGAUUAAGAAGGUUGCUUGGCAACGCCGUCUCCCGAAUCACCAGAUUGCAGCCACAAACGCUACAAUAAUAGCUUAUGGAUCUUAUGGUCUUGGGGUUCAUGGUUCUGAAUCAGACAUUGAUGCUCUGUGCAUUGGUCCUUUCUUUGCCUCUAUAGCCGAGGACUUUUUCAUUGUCUUGCGUAACAUGUUGAAAAGCAGACCAGAAGUUUCCGAGGUUCUUUGUGUUAAAGACGCGAAAGUUCCUCUUAUCCGCUUUAAAUUCGAUGGGAUCUUGGUCGAUCUUCCAUAUGCUCAGCUUAGAGUACUAUCCAUUCCAAAUGAUGUAGAUGUGCUUAAUCCAUUCUUUUUGAGGAAUAUUGAUGAGACAAGUUGGAAAAGCUUGUCUGGAGUUCGUGCAAAUAAAUGCAUACUUCAAAUAGUGCCUUCCUUGGAGUUAUUCCAAUCAUUGUUGCGGUGUGUCAAAUUAUGGGCGAAGAGGCGAGGUGUAUACGGUAAUUUGAAUGGAUUCUUUGGAGGAGUUCAUAUGGCUAUUCUUGCUGCUUUUGUUUGUCGAUAUGACCCGGAGGCUACUUUGAGUUCCCUUCUGGCAAUAUUCUUCACUACAUUUGCUUAUUGGCAAUGGCCUACACCGGUGGUGCUGCUAAAGGACACUUAUCCAGCUACCGGGUCUCCUCCAGGCUUAAUGCCCAUCCAAUUGCCGUGCGGUUCACAUCAAUACUGCAAUUCCAACAUAACAAGGAGCACAUUUUACAAGAUAAUGGCAGAGUUUCUCCGAGGGCAUAAUUUGACAAAGGACUACUUGAAGCCAAACUUCAAUUGGAAGAAUUUGUUUGAGCCAUUUCCAUAUGCAAAUACGUACACUUGGUUUGCUAAGAUACACCUCUCAGCUGCUAAUCAGGAAGAUCUCAGUGAUUGGGUUGGUUGGGUUAAGUCACGAUUCCGCUGUCUUCUGAUCAAGAUAGAGGAAGUGUAUGGCAUGUGCGAUCCAAACCCAACAGAGUAUGUAGAACCCUAUGCAAAGCAACCAAACAUUGUAUUUUACUGGGGACUACAGCUCAGAACUAUAGAUGUUUCGAACAUAGAAUCCGUGGAGACAGACUUUCUGAAGAAUCUCAACAACGGAAGUUUCCAGGGACCAGUUGGUAGAAUCCAGUUAUCGGUUGUGAAAGCAUCUCAGCUGCCAAAAAACAGCGAGUGUGGUAACAACAAAAGAAGCAAGAAGAUGACAAAGGCUUGUUGGAGAAUCCGGGAAAAUAAGCAAUGCAAGGAAACACCGGUUUACUCGCAGCAUUUGCCCGGUUAUGUGGUUGGGUAUGAGAAGAUGAAUAACAGAGAUACUGAGAGUUUAUAG
Molecule: messenger RNA, 1650 nt
Organism: Arabis nemorensis
Lineage: Eukaryota; Viridiplantae; Streptophyta; Magnoliopsida; Brassicales; Brassicaceae
Source: the annotation of a GenBank genome assembly